CAGGUAAAAUGAGAAAAGGAUAAUCCUCAGUUUUGAUACCCUUACCACAGAAUAGACUCCUUACACCACAAACUAAAUCAGAAUAUACACGAUAAUUCAUUAAGAGGGAAAAAUAUUUAAAAUGUAAUUUGGGGGAUUUGUCUCUUUGAAAAGGCAGGGUGACAACUGCCAAUGUUACUUCUGAGCCAGCUGCUGGAAAUGAAUUAGAGUACCCAGAAGCUGACAUAACUGUUAAUUUUCCACUCUCUCAUGGGAAAGCAAAUGAACAACUGGUAUUCCAUGUGCUUCUGUUCUGCACAGCACAUGCAAAAGUAGCAUCAUACUAAAUUAAUUCACUGGGCUCUAUUCAGGUUAUAAAAAAAUUAUCAUGGAAAAAGAAAAGCCUUAAAUUUGAACAUCUUGAUAUUCUAACUACAAAUUCCCUUUCUUUAAUCCUUGAAGAUGUUGAUUCCUUGCUGCAUUACUGUUCCACAUACAGUGCGUUCCGGUUUUUUGGGACGCCUUGGGACCGGUACAUUUUGGCCCAAUUAAGCAGUUGCCUCAAUUAGCCAAAGUUCCUUGGAAAUAGUUAAAAAGGAAUAAAAAGAUAAACUAUCGAUUAACUGAAUAACAAAUUGUGUAUUUAAAUGAAAUACAGAAUAAAUUAGGACUCUGCAGUACUGUAAAACUGUGUAUUAGCUCCUAAUGGUUUUCAGCAGAGGAGUUCAUCCAGUGUAUGCUGCUGAGCUCUAUUGAUCGAAUGUCAAUGAACAAAAUCAGCACCGACACCUAGUGCAGAUAAUGGACAGUCUUCAUACAAUGCUAUCAACAAUUUAUCUUCCAUAGCUUCACUUACAUUUUAACAUGAAUAUCAAUAUCUUUGUAAUUCCUAACUUGUUGAAGUAGUGAAAGAGUUUCAUUUUCACUCUUGGCUGUUUCUGACAUCUCCAAGCCUUUAUGCUUGAAACUGCAGUGAAUAAACAAUUCUGAAUUGUCUUGCUGCUUAUUUCACACCUACUAUCAGAGACAAAAAUCACUGCUUUUGGAACAGAAACACACAACUGACGCUUUUUAAAACUGUUCGCUCUAAAUAUGGCGUAGCAUCUCACAGCCACACAAGUGGACACAAUUGACAUUAGUUCAGCAACAGCCUCCUGUCCCAAUUAAACUGCAGUGUCCCAAAUAAACAAACGGAAUCCUAGCUAUUUUCUCAAUUGUUUUUGUUCUUUAAGAGUUGUCCCAAAUAAGCAACCGCCACAAUUAACCACCGCAUAUCCUUCAGUCCUUCAAACACACAUCAUUUGUGUAUUCACAGUAAAUGCUGGUGAUAUUUUGUGUGCAACUGAAUUUCUAUUAACUCCAAAGCUCUUCCAGCAACAAUCACUGAAAUAGGUACUCUGAUUAUCUCAUGUUCUCGUUAUUUAUAUUUGCAUACGCAGAUUGUUGUCUUCUGCACUCUGGCUAAUCUUUCAUUGAUCCUGUUAUAGUUACUAUUCCAUUGAUUUGUUGAGUAUGCCCCCAGGAAAAUUAAUCUCAGGGUUGCAUAUGGUAACAUACAUGUACUUUUUAGAAUAAAUUUACCUUUACUUUGAACUUCUGCUUAAAAAGCUACUGAACCCAACUGUAACAUUUCUGGCUUGUGUCAUUAUGGCCUCAAAGCUGAAUGAAGAUUGGCCCAUGAUUGUCAUGGUCUAUGGCUUAGUUAAAGACUGGAUAAGUUGGCUGACGGAACCUGCUGCUUAUUGUUCGGAACUGGCCAGUUGGAAAAACACUUUGCAGGUGUGGAAACCACAUUAUAUAUAAGUUAGCAUAAAUGUACCCUUCCAAAAUGGUUUCAAGAAGAGAUUGUGCAGUUCACAAGUUAUAAAAGUAAUUGAACAAUGUAAUUUAAUUGCUUCUGUAGUAUAUUCUGGGUAACUUAAGAAAUAGGUAACAGGUUCAUCCCCAACUGAACAAGCUACUCCGGUUUUAAUUUUUUUCCAAAUUGCUAUUUAUCACAAACUGCCAUUUCUUCUCUAAUAUUUGAAUCACUCAAUCAAUGGUCAGUUAUUCUUGUAAUUCCCUUCUCAACUUCCUUUGAUUACCAAUUAAUUCAAUUAUACAUCAGAAAUGAUACCCAUUUAGGAAAAUGACUUCAGAUUGCAAUGACUGUCAAGUUUCCCGGAAGAUCUAUCCAACUUAUAAUUUGCACAAUGCCUAUUUAUUAACAUCAUAGAUGGCUCUCAGAUGUAUAUCACAAAGACUUAAGUACAUCUUUAAGUUUCUACCACCAACUCUAUUGUUGGUCACUCAUUCCAUUCACUGUCCAAAUUACUGUUGCAGGUUGUAUCAGACUGUUCACAAUCCUUAAUCUCCAACUUUAAGGCUUACUUGCAAAACUCAGCCCUUUGGGCUACUUCCUUCCCAUUUGCCCUGUCUACUGUUAUGCAUCCUGUUUUUUAAAAAAACUAAAUGACAACUUAUCAGACUGGGAAAAAAAAGCACAGGAGAAGACAUUUUGGCCUAUUAUGCUUGGGUGGUUUUUUGAAAGAGCAUGCCAAUUCCUAUUUCUCCACAAUUCAACAAGUACAUUUUUCCAAAUUCUUUUUAAUAAUUUCUAAGCAAGCUGUUUUCACCACCCUUUCAGGUAAGGACAACUUUAAAAUUAGUCAUUAUCAUUUCUUCACUGUCUCUGGUCAACAGAAAAUUUCCUUACUUUUGGUACACUGGAAUUAUCUGUGAGGAAAUGCAUGCAUUAAAUUUCAACUGGAUUCACAAAAGUUAUAAUCUGUAUGAUUUACAGUAUUUCAACUUCAAUUUUCAUUGCAUUACAUUUUAUCAAGAUUUUCCAUUCAACUGUGCAAGUAAACAUGUGCAUAAUUGUAGGCAAGCUGGUUCUGACUUUACAGGAAGUGUAUUUAAAAUAUUGAAGGUUCUCUUGCAGAAACUCGACUCAACACUCUCAGAGAAGAAAAUGAGAGGGGGAGUGGAGGGAAAAAAGCGCACAGAGACGAAAAGAGAGAGAGAGAGAUUCUCUCUCUUAAGACAGAACACAGUACACAUAGGAAUAGGCCCUUUAUCCCACAACGCCGAAAUAAACUUAAUUCCAUCUGAUAGACAGCCCUCCAUUCCAUGCCUCUUGAAUGUCACUAUUCCAUCUACCUCCACCACCACAUUAUUAACAAACCAUUUCAGGCACCGACCACACAUCCACCAGUACCAAAUAACAUUUCUGGACGCUAAUUAGGGAAAUAAAACAGUUUUACAUGACAUUAAAAUGGGAGAAUCACUAAGCCCCAAACAAAGCAAUGGCAGUUGUUAAACGGUUUAAAAAUUAUAUUUUAAAAAAUUGUGCACAUUUUAUAAUUUAACAAAUUAAAAAACCGUUAAAGUGUUUAGCAGCCGGGAUACCAGUUAGCGAGCGAGCAGCAUUGAGCCUGUUAUUCCUUCAAGGUUAGUUACUAGACGCAGCGCAGAAAACACUUAUCACGAAUUGCCCGUUAAACUACCAGUUUUCUCGUUUAAUUGUUUUUGGCCCUAACGUGUUUCUCUAAAUUCCCCGAAGGAAUGAAACACUCCUCUCACUCUCUCUCACACACACACACACGCGCACAGAUGGGAGUCUCUUCCACCGCAGCCACCAUGUUUGUUUCUUAAAACAAACCCAGAAUCACGACGCGGCUCCUCAGGCGCAAAUCUGCGACGUUACUGACAAAAAAUAAAUCCCAGGUCGAACUCGACCGUUCGCCGGCUGUUUUGCGAAGACUGCAGAUCAAAAGCGAUCGCACAGUUGUAUUAUAAAAAAAACACCCACAAACGCAGCGGCACAGAGGCCCCCGCCCCCCCCUCUCCCCGAGCAGCAGGAUGCGAGCAGCCGCCAUUUUGUGCGAGGCGAGCUCGGCCGGUGUGUGAGGGAAGGGGGAGGGGUGUCGUGUAAUGGUUGAAUAGGGGCACCCCCUCCCGGGGCCCAGGCUGUGGUGGCCGGUCUGCUUGAGACGAGGCGCUAUUGUCUCGCUUCUCGGAGGGAGGCUCGAGCCGCUGCUGUUUGGUGCCUCGGCCGCCGCUGCCAGCACCAGCGCCGCCGGGGUGGUUUUAUCCCUCUUGUGUGUGUCUUUCUCUCUCUCUCCCCCUCCCUUUCGUCUCUCUCUCUCUCUCUCUCUCUCUGUGCGCUUUCUUUCCCUCCACCCCCUUCUCUCGUUUUUUUUCUCUGAGAGUGUUGAGUCGAGUGACUGCAUGGAGCCGCUUACACCACCGCAGCCUGUGUAACAGCGUCAAAAAGCAGCAGCAACACACACACACACACACACACACAUAAACCACAACAGUACCACACAAUAGAGAACAAGAUGUAAGUUUUCCUUUUGUAUUUAUUUCUUAUUCUUCAUCUGGCGGUCGAAAGAGUCCCGAACCGGGUCGUUACUCCUUUUUUCCCCUCUUUUUUUUCCCCCAUUCCUUCUUAAAACUUUCGUACUCGCUCCACCAUCAAUGACUGAGCGGCAGUGGAAUGGCUCUCUCCUUUAGAUACUGAGGGAAGUUUGAGGGGGUUAUUCUUUUCCAUUUGUUUUUACACACACACGCACCCCUACACACACACAACACAAUAACAAUAACAAUGAAAAAGAUGGCAAAUCCGACGGGGAAAUUGCAACCUUUAGAGCCGCGGAGAAAAAGACUGGCGUUCUUGGAGGAGCUGCGGCAAUUUCACCAGAACAGAGGGACGCCUUUUAAAAAGAUCCCAAUAGUAGGUGGCAAGGAGCUGGAUCUUCACGCUCUCUACACCAGAGUCACCAGUCUAGGUGGAUUCGCCAAGGUAACCGAUAAGAACAAAUGGUCACUGAUAACAGAGGAGUUGAACUUUCCUAAAGGUUGUCCAAAUGCAGCAUUUGCCUUAAAGCAAUAUUACUUACGUUACCUUGAAGCUUAUGAAAAGGUACAUCACUUUGGGGAAGAUGAUGAAGAGCUUAGUUCAGGUGGUCAACGAGGAGCAGUUCCAGUUGGUGGGGUACCUUCAUCAUACAGUUACCAGCAGCAUAUAUUGUCAGAUUAUAUUCGGCAAAGCUAUGGACUUAAUACAGAGUUUGUCACAGUUAGUAUCUACAAUAAACUGGUGCUUUCCCUUAUGUCUGGACUACCUAAUGAAGUAGAUUUUGCAAUUAAUGUUUGCACUCUUCUCUCAAAUGAGAGUAAGCACAUAAUGCAACUUGAAAAGGACCCCAGAAUCACCACCAUACUGCUUGCACAUGCUGGCGUUUUUGAUGACACUUUGGGAUCCUUGUCUUCUGUAUUUGGAACAGAGUGGAAAGAAAAAUCAGGCAGAGAUUUUUUUCAGUUUUGGAAAGACAAUAUUGAAGAUAAUGAAAUACGAGAGCUCAUUAUUUUUAGGAACAAUGGAUCACAAGGUGUAGAUAUAGAAAUGGACGUGGGGAAGUCUUUAUUUCACCCUUCUCAUAAACUUGGCAUUAAUGAUGUUGAGGGGCAACGGGUGCUUCAGAUAGCAAUAAUCCUUCGCAAUUUGUCAUUUGAAGAAAGAAAUGUGAAGUUAUUGGCAGCUCACCGUACAUGCAUCCGGUUUCUUUUGUUGUGUUCCCAUUGUCAGUAUGCUUCUCUCAAGCAACUUGGGCUAGACACAUUGGGUAACGUUGCAGCUGAGCUUCAGUUGGAUCCUGUUGAUUUUAAAAGUACACAUCUAAUUUUUCAUACAGUAACAAAGUGUCUUUUUUCCUGUGACAAGUGUUUGAAGAUAAGAGGUAUGGAAAUACUAGGAAACCUGUGUAGAGCUGAAGAUAAUGCAGACUUGAUAUGUGAAUAUGUGGAUCAAGAGUCAUACAGGGAGAUCAUAUGCCAUCUAACUUUACCUGAUAUGCUGCUGGUAAUCUCUGCAUUAGAGGUGCUAUAUAUGCUUACUGAACUAGGAGAAGUACCCUGUGCAAAGAUAGUUAGUGUGGAAAAAUGUGUGGAUAUGUUGGUAUGUCUUGUGUCAGUGGACAUCCAGUCAUUUGGGUCUGAUACAUCUACUACCUUCAAACUAAUAGAAUAUCAGAGUUCCAAUCACCAAGUAAUUUCUGAGGUCAGACCACAAGCAAUGGAGCACUUACAACAAGCGCCAAUCCAGACUACACCAGCUUCAGCACCAAGAGGUGGCCCUGCAGCAGUAACCUUGCCAGGAAUGGAAGUUGACAGUGAAAAGUUCUGUUGCCAGUGGUUAAGCACACACCUUGAGAGCUGUUUAGAAGGCUUUAUCUCACGAACAGACCUAUAUUCAGAGUACCUUUCUGUAUGCAGUAAAUUGGCUCGGGGUGGAAUUCUGACAUCAGCAGGAUUUAACAAAUGCCUCAGGUCCCUGUUUCCAACACACACAAUAAAACGAAUAGAAGAAAAUAAUGGGCAAGCGCAAAUACACAUAGUGGGGAUCCAGAGAAGGGCUACACCGCUUCCCAUGCAGCCACAGUACCAGCAAAUACAAGCUGUUCACUCAAUCACACCAGAGCUGACACAAAGCCCACAUCCUUCAGCAGAGACGGUGGUAAGCCACUUCCAACGGAACCCUGUAGCUAACCUUUCUACUGCGCAACCAGGAUCUCAAAUGAUCUACACAUUUCAACAAAGUGUCCCAGCUCCAAACAUUACAAGCAAAAUACAAGACCAAACUGGCCUGGCACAACCACACCAAAACGCUGCUGUGACUGUUGUACAAAGCAGAACUCCAGUUACAAGUGAAGCAGCAAGAUGUUCACUUGUGCAGUCUUCAACCGUCAAUACUCAAACCCCAGCUUCCGUACCAUAUUCAUUGAUGGGAAGCAACAUUCCCCAAGGAACGUUGAUCCAAAACCAUGCCACGACAACAUUAACAACGACACAGCCUGUGACAACUUCUCAGCAAUUGCUUCAGCAUCCACACUUACUUCAGCAGCAGCUUCCUGGUCACCAGCUCUCUAUACCAAUUGUAUCUUCUAAUCAGGUGAAUACUUCUGCCACAACAACUGUUACUGUGAUACAGCAGGCUGUUUCUCACAGCCAUUCAGCAAAUAUAUCAGCCAACACAGUUACUGUCCAAGGACAGUUGUUAUCGGGUACAGUAACCCACCCUGUACAGACGUCCUGUCACCAGCCAAAAACACACAACCAGCAAGACAAUGUUUUGUUGGCAUCUCAACACUAUUCAACCACCCCUAGUCCUGCUGUUGUCUCUGGUGCUGCAGUACAAAAUUUUCAAGUGUCAACAGGUCAAGUGGUUGCAAUUACUGGUGUUCAAAGCUCUCCAGUCCCUAGGAUGAGUUUCCAGACGAUAGCACCAAAGCCAACGGGAGUGGUUCCACAGCACGUUCAGUCUACUCUGAUGCAACAGCAACCCCAGCAAAGUGUACAUAUGAUUGUUAGUCAGCCAGCUUCCCAGGGACAGAAUUUUGCUCCUGCAAUUCAUCAGAUAUUGUUGACAAACCCAGCCUCUGUUCAAGCUGGCCAAGCUAUUCAGUUGGCUGGGAAUGCAAGUGUGACCCCUUCAUCUUCGCCAUCUCCCCUACCUGCCAACAACAAUCAGGUACAAAUGGGGUUGGUUACUCAGCCUUCAACGCCUCAGAUGCAGGGGCCUCAAACUGUGAGCAAAAUGCUCUCUGUGAAACGGCAGCAGCAACAGCUGCAGCAACAACAACAUCCCCAAAAGCAAUUCCAGGUGCAGCUUCAGUCUCAGCAAACAGGGGCAGCUUCUAAUCAGCCACCCUCUGGCGAGUCUAGUUUAAUAAAACAGUUACUUCUCCCAAAAAGGGGUCCCCCUACUCCAGGAGGUAAACUUAUAUUACCUGCUCCUCAAAUGCCUCCUCCUUCUCCUGCUAGAGCUCCUGGACCUCAGGUAGUCUACCAAAUGACUCACAGUCAGGCAACGAAUAUUGGAGUUCAAGCCCCAGCUCAGCAAUUAGUAGUUGGACAACAAAAUGUGCAGCUCGUUCAAAGCCCCAUCCACUCACAAGGGGCAAUGCAAACAGUGGCAAUUCCUCAUAUGCAGAUCUUACCGGGUCAGUUGAUCUCUGCUAGUAACACUGCUACUCUUCUCCAAGGGUCAACAGGCAACCAGGUGACCAUAACGGUUGUGCCAAAUACCACCUUUGCUACUCCUGCUGGAAGUCACUGCAGUGGAACGCAGAUCAUAGCCCCUGCAGGGAUUUCCAUUGGUGGGUCGCAAGCAGGUGUUGGCCUCCAAGUGCAAACGCCUUCACCUAGCGUGGCGCCAUUGAGUGGACAGGGGAAAAGUUCGGAAUCUGAAACCGUGUUUGCAGGUGAUAAAAUUAUUUGUCAAAAGGAGGAAGAAGCAAAAGAUACUACAGACUUGCAUCUGCAUGAACGUAAAAUAGAAAUCAUGGAGAACCCCUCUUGUGCAGAGGGGGCUGCUGGUACAACCAAUGGUGGCUUAAAGGAAAGUGAUAUGCAAGGGGCUAAACUUGUAAAUGGAAAAGAACAUGUUAGUUCACGUCUACCUCCAUCUAACUCAGGGAUUGCUCAGUCUCAGCCCAUGCAGUGUACGCUGGCUUCAAAUGGACCUUUGACAGGAGUAAGUCAAAAUGUAACAAAUGGGAAGCUGAAUAUAGAUUGUGCAGAGGUGCAGGAAAUUAAAAAAGAUCCUUUGAAGCUCCCCAUGGUAAAUGGGAUCUGUGACUUUGAAAAAGGGGAUGGUUCACACUUAAGCAAAAACAUUCCAAAUCAUAGAGCUUCCAAACACAUGGAAAAUGGUGAUAUUAUUGCACAGGAGCAAUUGGACAGUAAUCAGCAAAAUUCUGCCAAAAGUGUUCAAUCAACCAAAAUGCAUAAUGGACCUGUUUCUGUAGGAAAUUCUAGUGCUAGCUGUACAGUGGUUUCAAACUCUGUCGACCAGCGGAUCAGUGAUGCAAACUCAGGAUUAUCCAAUGGACCUAUGACAGCUGCCAUGAAUUCAGUGGUGCCUCAGCUUCCGCAAUGUCCAAGUUCAGCCGUGUCUUCAGUGUCUAACUCAACAGCUUCACUCCAAACUGGGCCUGUAGCUAUACAUUCAGUACAGCUUUAUCAGACUCCAACAACUAAUGGUUCACCUGAAUGCCACCCUUUAAAAAGGCCAGCUGAUUGCAAAGAUAAUUUAUCAGGAAUUCCAAAUAAAGUAGGAGUAAGGAUUGUUACCAUCAGUGACCCUAACAAUGCUGGCUGUAGUUCAACCAUGGUGGCUGUACCAGUAGGAGCUGAUUCCAAUAGUAUAGCAAAAGUAGCAAUGGACAGUGUAACGCAACAAAAUCAGCAUCCACCUGUUCUUGCACAGGGGAUAGUUAAUCAGUCUUCUCCUUCAGCAGUAACAUCAUCAACACCACCAGCAACAGUCCAGCAAAACAGUUCCCAGUGCCUCCAGACUCAAAUACCAUCGCUGCAGAAAAAUGGAGAACUAACACGAAAGCCUGGACAGAAUUUCAUGUGCUUGUGGCAAGCAUGCAGGAGAUGGUUUGAUUCUCCAUCCCAGGUAUACUACCAUGCAGCAACUGAGCAUGGAGGCAAAGAUGUGUAUCCUGGGGCAUGUAUGUGGGAAGCCUGUGAACAAUUCCCACGACAAAGAUUUUCCUUCAUUACUCACUUGCAGGAUAAACAUUGCACAAAAGAAGCACUCCUCACAGGACUGAAGAAGCUUGAAGAGCAAUCACACAAUGGAAACAGUCAGUCUUCUAACAAGCAGACACCUGCUGGGGCUGCUUCCACUCCUAAAGCACAGAAGACUAUUGUGAAUCAUCCCAGUGCUGCCUUAGUGGCAUUGAGAAGAGGAUCAAGGAACCUUGCAUUUAGGGACUAUAUGGAUGAAAAAGAAAGCCCAAUUACAAAACACAUCCGGCUAACAGCUGCCUUAAUCUUAAAGAAUGUUGCUAAGUAUUCAGAAUAUGGUCGCAGACUACUAAAAAGGCAUGAGAACCAAUUGUCUGUACUAGCACUUAGUAACAUGGAAGCUUCCAGCACUCUUGCCAAAUGCCUUUUCGAACUUGUCCAUCUAGAACAAUUACAACAACCAGAAAAUAAAGUCUGAAAGGGUGAAUUGAAUUCUGAAGUAUCGUUUACAGGGUUUUGAAGUAAGCAAGAAGUCUUAAUGAGAAAUGACCAUUGUGGACAGUUUUUAAAAGAAAAACUUUUAUCCGUAAUGCACAGAAGCUUAACAUUUUGAUCACAAGUGGAGUCGAGUGUUGACAAGCUUUUAAAAGGAGUACCAACUGUGUGAUCAGAAUCCAGUAGCAUUUUUAAAGUUGGAUAUAAUUAAUUGAGAGAGGAUCAAUACAGAAUAAUAGCAUUAAAUAUUUUUACCCUGCACCCCCUAUGAGCACAUUUUUAUAUUUCAGAAUUAGUGACUAAGCUGGGUUUAAUAGAACAGAAAUUGACACACUGGAUGUAAUCCCUGCCAUCUGAGAGGUUGCAGUUAUUUCUAGUGAUGUGCUUUCUUGUUUAGAAAUCGGUAGCUUGUUUUUUCAUACUUGAGCCAAUAUAUUUUCACUUAUUUAUUAUCAUAUGAUCAGUUGUAAAUAUUUGUGAAUAAAAUUAACCAACUUUCAUGCCACUGCAAUCACUGGAAACACAACGUGGUGUCAUAAUAGCAUUAUUGUUAGGAUAUAGGACAUUGUGUUUCCUGCCAUUUGUAAGUAAUUGUGAUAUAUUGUCUGCAGUGGAUGAAUGUUCUUUAAUUCUUUGUAAAUAAUUCUGUAAUGGUACCAAUGCUGUAAAGUCAAGAGCAGUUUUGUGGAACUGAUUUUUUUGUAUUAUACACCUUGUAGAACUCAUUUGCUGGUUGAAAGAGUAUGGAAUAAUAUAUCUCAUGUCAUUUUGUAGAAAAAAAACUAUUGAAGGUAUUUUUGGUUUACCCUAACUUGGACCCACUGAAGAUAUCACUUUGUACAAGCUCGGAGCUUGUACAGGAUUUUUUCUAUUUGUAAAUUGGUUUAAAUACGAGGAAUUUUAUACACUUUUUCUCCAUUGUAUUAUAUUUACCUUGGGUGCUGGGAUGUUAUUUUUUCCACUAUUCAAUGAUUUCCCCAUCCCCCACUCCAAUUAUAGUGCAGUAUUUUAGUGCUUGUUCUCCCAUCUUCAAUAUUGUACCACAUCACAUUCCUCUUCAGAACCUGUUCAUGGUUAUGUCCUGAAUGGUGUGUUAUGUGAUUUUCAUAACUGCCUCUUUGCCUGGUGUAUUAGCAUCCAGAGGAGGGAACACUCUCCCAUUUCCUUCUGUGUCUGUAGAAUGUGCAGUAAAAACAUACAACAGUUUUACAUUAGAUAACUUUAAUUACUUUGACUGUUUAUAGUUUUAAAUAAAAAGACUGGACACUUUCA
Messenger RNA from Hypanus sabinus (Atlantic stingray), 11271 nucleotides. It is a transcript of the gene arid2, whose product is annotated as AT-rich interactive domain 2. The record is from RefSeq and is a predicted model, not a curated record. Gene Ontology annotation, molecular function: DNA binding. Lineage: Eukaryota; Metazoa; Chordata; Chondrichthyes; Myliobatiformes; Dasyatidae. The coding region runs from base 4571 to 9982 and encodes 1803 amino acids. Gene Ontology annotation, biological process: regulation of DNA-templated transcription. Gene Ontology annotation, cellular component: SWI/SNF superfamily-type complex. The transcript has 21 exons.